Molecule: messenger RNA, 3453 nt
Organism: Danio rerio (zebrafish)
Lineage: Eukaryota; Metazoa; Chordata; Actinopteri; Cypriniformes; Danionidae
Source: RefSeq, a predicted model, not a curated record
UUUGUGUUUGUAUGCAGGUAGCGUUUUUGGAGUGUGUCCACAGGUGCUGUUUUUCUUCUAACCCUGGUUUUUACUCCGUGACCGCACCAAAAGGCACGUCAUUUGGCAAGACGACCAAUCACAGGUCAGCUGUUUGAAUUUAUGCCAGGGAUUUUUGGGGGCUUGCGAGACUUAAGUUGUGGUGGCAAAAGCCGGUGUUUUCAAUCCCUUAAAAAAAAAACAGUGAGACAAGAUGCCCUAUACGCCGUCUGGGUUCUUCUGCGACCGUUUAAUUCGGGAGAGGGAGAGAAGGGAUGGCGAAGGGUCGCUGAGCAAACCCAUUCGCUUCAGUGGCCAGGACUACACCCUCCUCAAGCAGGAGUAUCUCCAGAAGAAGACCCUGUUCGAGGACGAGACCUUCCCUGCUACUGUGGACUCUCUGGGCUAUAAAGAACUGGGCCACAAGUCUAACAAAGUCAAGAACAUCGUCUGGAAACGUCCCAAGGAGAUCUGCGAUAACCCACAGUUCAUUGUCGGAGGCGCUAGCAGGACUGAUAUCUGCCAGGGAGAUCUGGGUGACUGCUGGUUGCUUGCAGCCAUUGCCUGUCUGACUCUGAAUGACAAGCUGCUGUAUCGUGUUAUUCCUCAAGAGCAGAGCUUCUCCGAACAAUAUGCAGGAAUUUUCCAUUUCCAGUUCUGGCGAUAUGGGGAUUGGGUGGAUGUUGUGGUUGAUGACCGCAUUCCCACCUUCAACAACCAACUGGUGUUCACCAAGUCUGCUGAGAGGAACGAGUUCUGGAGCGCUCUUCUGGAGAAGGCUUACGCUAAGCUUCAUGGGUCCUAUGAGGCCCUGAAGGGUGGAAACACAGCCGAGGGAAUGGAGGACUUCACUGGUGGAGUGACUGAAUUCUACGAGAUGAAGGAGGCGCCCAAAGAGCUGUAUAAGAUCAUGCAGAAAGCUCUAGAGAGAGGCUCACUCAUGGGCUGCUCCAUUGAUUCUCUGGUUCCAGCCCGCUUUGAAACUCGUACUGCGACAGGUCUUGUGAAGGGUCAUGCCUACUCUGUGACCGCUGUUGAGGAGUGUAAACAGAGCCAGCAGAAGGAGUCUAGAGUGCGUCUGGUGCGUUUGCGUAACCCCUGGGGUCAAGUAGAGUGGAAUGGACCAUGGAGUGACAAUUCUAAAGAAUGGGAAAGUCUUUCUAAAGCGGAAAAAGAGAAACUCCAGCAACAGAACGCUGAAGAUGGAGAGUUUUGGAUGUCGUUUGAAGAUUUUAAGAAAAAUUACACCAAAAUUGAGAUUUGUAACUUGACACCUGAUGCCCUGGAGGACGAUAAGCUACAUAAGUGGACAGUGUCUGUCAAUGAGGGCCGCUGGGUGAGAGGCUGCUCUGCCGGAGGAUGCAGAAACUAUCCAGACACAUUCUGGACAAACCCACAAUACCGUCUGCGUCUCCUGGAGGAAGAUGACGAUCCGGAGGAUGAUGAAGUGGCCUGCACAUUUGUUGUUGCUCUAAUGCAGAAAAACAGACGUAAAGAACGCAAGUUGGGUGCGAAUCUCUUGACCAUUGGAUUUUCCAUCUAUGAGGUGCCAAAGGAGAUGCAUGGAAAUAAGCAGCACAUGCAGAAGGAGUUCUUCAUGUCUACCACCGCUAAGGCUCGGUCCAGGGCCUACAUUAACCUGCGCGAGGUCACCCAGCGUUUCCGUCUGAGUCCCGGAGAGUACGUCAUCAUUCCCUCUUCUUACGAGCCCCAUCAGGAAGGCGAGUUCAUCCUCCGCGUCUUCUCUGAAAAGAGAAAUACUUCUGAGGAGAUAGAGAACAGGAUUGAAGCUGAUCAUCCAGUGCCUUCUCCGGCUUCAACUGGGGAGGAGAGCGAAGAGGACCAACAGUUCCUGUCCAUUUUCCAGCACAUCGCGGGGGACGUGAGUACUGGGGAGGCAGUGAGCGCUUGGGGGAGUAACAUGGAGGUCUCUGCCAACGAGCUUAAAGAUGUCUUGAACAAGGUGGUGUCUAAACACAAGGACAUUCACACCGAGAGCUUCAGUCGAGAGUGCUGUAGAAGCAUGAUUGCCCUCAUGGACGUAUCCUUUAUGGAUGGAACAGGAAGACUUAACCUGCAAGAGUUUAGACAAUUGUGGAACAAAAUCAAACAGUGGCAGGAAAUCUUUAAGCGCUAUGACUUUGAUCAUAAUGACACUAUCAGCAGCUAUGAGAUGAGAAACGCCAUCAAUGACGCAGUCACGUGUCUUGUGUGUCACUCAGGGUUCCGUCUGAACAACCAGCUGUAUGACAUCAUCACCAUGCGCUACGCCAACGAAAGCAUGAAUGUCGACUUUGAGAGUUUCAUCAGCUGCCUUGUGCGACUGGAGGGGAUGUUCAGAGCAUUCCAGGCCUUUGACCAAUGUGGAGAUGGCAGCAUCAGGCUCAGUGUACUGGAGUGGCUCCAGCUAACCAUGUACGCGUAGGCAAGCUACAGAUCCAGGUGAGCCCGGACUUGGCAAGGACCAGAACUACCAGCUUUUACCUCAACACUCAAUGCUGCCAGACUACUGUUACCUCUUUCUCUGUACCUCAGCUCAACACGACUGCCCCUCUACAUUUAUCAUUUAUAGAGGGUAAGACGGGUCUAAUGUUGGCGGGCAGCACAUUUGAGGCAAUCUUUCAGGGGCACUGUGCGCAAGCAGCUUUUGAGGCAUAAGUCAUCCUCAGACGAUCUUCUGUCAUAACUUGUUCUUUGAAGUCAUUACACAUGAACUGCAUUCAGUUUGUCUACACUAGUGUCACAGGCAGCGUUUCUCGCUUUUCCUCAGCUAGCCUCAAAAACGCUUAUGUAUUAUAGCCCUGAAAUUCCUCUCUGCUAUAUGCUGAUGGAGCCAAUAAACUAUAGAUAACAAUAUAAAUAACUCAAUAGUUAAAAUAGGAAGGAAUUGAAGUCAAGUAGAUUUGGAUAUAACCUUCAACAAUAUCACUUACUGAUACAACUGACUACUUAAAUUGACCUUUCAUACUGAAAAACAGCCAAAAUUUGAUCCACAUUUGAAUGCGGAGUUAGUUCUACACUUAGAAAUCAUGACAACAUCCCUUUAUCAGAGAAUGCCUUUCCAUCUUCACCUCGACUCGACGUGCUGUCCAUCCCAACUUCUCAGUCAUGAUUUGGUGAUAUCAUUUAGGAAAUAAAGCAUACAUCAUUUGUUCCCCCUUUCAAAUCCUGGUUGUUUGGGAGACAGGAACAUGGUGAAGAAGGAGGAUCAUAAAAAACUGAAGGAGGAGGAGAAUCAUGGAUCUCAAAACCUCAAAGCUCAUGAUGGACGGCAACAUUCAGGGUCUUACCUUAAUUACUGUGGGUGAAGAUAUGGGUCGAACCUAGGCUUUUUUUGUGUGUGUGUGCUUGACCCUCAUUUAACCUAUUGUACAAAUGAGUGUACUGACUUUACCUUGUUUAACUGAAUAAAUCAUUGUGUAGUUCUUGGCUGAA